This is a messenger RNA of Racocetra persica, 456 nucleotides long. NCBI's taxonomy places the organism in Eukaryota, Fungi, Glomeromycota, Glomeromycetes, Diversisporales, Gigasporaceae. The record is from the annotation of a GenBank genome assembly.
UUCAAUCAAAAAAAUGUGCGAAGGAAAAGGGGGAUGCCAAGUAAUCAUAAGAGAAGGACGACGCUAUAUUUACUGCAAAAAGAAUCGCAAGCACAAUCAAAGACAAGUUACAUUCACGGCUUUGGAAAAAAAUUCGGUCCAACUUCCCCUUCUCGGCGAAUUUUGGCUGAGUUAAAUAUUAAUCCAUUGGUUAAGGUUCGGGAUUUAACUUCUGAACAAAUUAGCCAAAUUAGCCAAAAAGCAAAAGAAUUCCCCACAGAGGGAGUGUUAAAAGAGCAAGUCCAAAAAAAUAUUAACGAACAAAUUAAUCUAGGCACUUACCAAGGAUUAAGACGUUCUCGGAAACCGAAUCCUUUGCCGGUUCAUGGUCAGCGCACUAGAAGCAAUUCCCGAACAGCUAAAGGGCAUGAACGAAGAACUGUGGCUAAUAAGAAAAAGGCUCCUACUCCGAAAUAA